GGCGCAAACUAGCCGAGAUAGACAAAAGGACCGCGGAGUACAAGGCAAGAUUGAUUGAGGAAAUGAUGACUGGGAACGAAGAAGGCUCUCUGCAGGAGGAGCCCCGGGAUGAACGGAGAACCGGCCGAGGUGGGACUGGACAAGGGGGUAAGGGUAGUGACCGUGGGGGAACGCCGAGCAAAAGAAGGAAAGAGGGGGAAAACUCUCCAGGGAUGGACACGGAAAAGGCUACGACCCCGCCAGCCAUAGAUAGUAGGGCUGGCCGCCUGCCGACCGCGCCAGCAGUGACGCGAGGGUGCGAAGGACUCUGGAGCCUUAGGGAAAGAGUGUUGGGAUGGUUUGACCCGGAAGGAACUACGAAAACCAGGGAGGGACAGAAGGCCGACAAGGAAGGUCCGGAUAACAGUGUGACAGGCGAGGCCAGCAGCUCCGAGGGUGGCCUUAAGAAGACAGUAUCGUCCCUCUCACAAACACUAAACAAAAGUCAAGGCUACCUAGCGGAUGCUAAGAAAAAGUUGAUGUUUGAUGGGGCGAACAUCACGCAAUUCCUGAUAGAUUACGAGAAUCUGGCUGCGCUGUUGAAAUGGACCGAAGAGGAGAAGAUGGACCACCUGGGACAGCAUGUGUCUUUGAGCCUAGGACGGGACAUAAUGGCCAUCGUGGCCGCGAGCCGGUCUUGGAAAGAAACCCGGGAUGUAGCGAUGAGAAAGUACCUGGCAACAGAGCAGAUGGCAACGGAGGCCGAUUUAGCGGCAGUCCAGAGGCAGAACUUCGCGACGUACAGUGACUUCCUACGAGAAUUUACUUUGGUAGCACUAAGAAUCCCCGGGGUUACGGACCGAAUAAUGAGUAAGUAUUUCCUCAGACAGUUCUCCGAGUUCGACAAGGACAAGAUCCUGUCAACUUACCAACAAACGAGUAAAUUUGUAAACACUAGGGAUGUUGAUUUCAGUACGGUAACGGAUCUAGCCGAAAAGACGGUAAUGACCGAGACAUUGGCCUUGCUUAAGGAAGGUGAGGUCAUAGACUUGACCAGUAGGACGGGCCACAAGGUGAAAAAGGGGAUUGAAAGCCUACACGAAUGGGUGCACGGAGUCGACAACAAGAUUGAAAGGAUGGAGAGCGCGCUACUAGUUAUGCAGGCGCAAGUAUCCCGGCCCCCCCUCCCGCCCCAGGAAGCAAUAGUUCCGCCGGGGGUGACCAAUCGUGGGUUCGGACGGAGAGACCCCGCUAACGAGCAAUGCAAGUACUGUACUGCGAUAGGACAUUAUGUGCACGCGUGCCCAAAGAUCAACCAUGAUAUUCUGAAAAGAAGGUGUACUAGGUCGUUAAAGGGGGAGAUAUUUGGACCACAAGGGGAACGGGUGAACUGGAACUCGCCAGGAGGGAUGCGGCGAGCCAUUAUCAUGCUCAACGGGCUAGAAAUAACAACCGUAGAAACCGAACCGGUGGGCGAGAUCAUCUGGGAUCAACGCCAGGGGCUCGGGCCGCAGGUCAAUUUUAUUUUGGAAAACGACGAACGUGAGAGGGUGAACGCGACUACUUGGCUAGGGACGGCUGGGAGAAGGAUUAACCGCGACACCGUGAUGGAGGAGGUUGCUGGAAGUUCGGAAACCCAGGAAGAGCCUGAGGCCGAGAAACCGGAAAAGGUCUAUGGGAAACCUAGGGAAGAGGAGCCUACCGACAAAGUUACCGCUGCCAAGAAGAAGUUUAGGUAUCAAAUCCCGAUCUUAUCCUUGCCGAAAAUCGACGACACCAUUAGCAAGUUACUAGGAACCAUGGUGUCGGUGUCUUUUCAGACUAUGCUGCAGGUUAGCCCUAGGUUGCUCAAAGGGCUUAGACAACUGUUGACCCGGCGGCGAGUAGAAAUAGGCGACAACCCCGAAUUACCAGAAGGAGAGAGGGAGGAGGAAGUUCCGCAAGAAAUGGCUAACCUGCAGAGGAGUCGCGGGGACUUGGAGGAUCUCGAGAAAGCUUUUGCGGACAUUCGUUUGAGUUUGCCCGACCGAGAGGGCGGUGAGGUCAUGAGGUCACCACCCGGGACAAAGCUUAGCUUUCAUGCAUUGCCCAUAGGGAAGCUGAAAAUCCAGAUCGGGACUCAUCAUACCGACGCGUUAGUAGACGGAGGAGCAGAAAUCACUCUCAUAAGAAGAGAUUUCGCAACAAUCACGGGGUGUAUGGUAAACAAGGAAGUAACAAGGAGCAUCUGGGGGGCUGGCGGGGAAAUCCCGUUCGCUGGGUACGUCACGAAGUGUGCUGUAAAGACAAGGGUCAAGGAAUCGAUCUGGUCGUUUCAGCGGAUGACCGUAAUGGAGGAGAUGGACCACGACAUAAUCCUCGGGAGACCGUGGUGCACGAACGUGGAGAUGAUAGGCAUGCGCUUGCACGAUGACUCAUACAUGGUAGACAUAGAGGACCCUGUGACCGACCGGGGAGAGCUCCUCCGACUCCUUGGAACGGGAGGAGACCCCCCGAAGGGGAAAUUGGCAACAUGGUCGCCGUCGUUCGAUAAUAGCACGCGGAAAGGGGCUUUCGCACGGAUGGAGGGUAUGAGAGAAAGGGUAGAAAUAAUGAUUGAGGAAGCAUUCAACAAGAAGGAGUGGAUCAAGAUGGGCCUGCCCCAGAAGAAGAGGAGGCAGGAGGACGAAGUCCUAGGUGUUAUGGUAGCGGAAAAGGAAUCAGAGGUCGAACUUGGUGCUAGCCCACCCAAACGAAAAGAAGUAUGCAUAGACGUGCCUAAAAUCGCACUCGAGAUCCCCGAUCUAUUACAACUCAUCCAGGCCCUCAGAUACCACAAGGUAGGAGUGGAUUCGGCAGCCUUGGCCAAGUUCGAAAGAGAGGUGCAAAAGGGAUAUUGCCUAAAUGAGAAACUAGUUAGUAUUCAACCACGAGUCGUAGCGGCGACGGGGGCAAUUCCGACUGUUCAUUUUUUAGGAGAAAGAUCCCGGAAGGAAGUGUUCGAAAGUACAAGCCGGUAGGGAAGAAAUCAAAACCGGUCUCGAUC
This is a messenger RNA of Chara braunii, 3004 nucleotides long. The record is from the annotation of a GenBank genome assembly. Lineage: Eukaryota; Viridiplantae; Streptophyta; Charophyceae; Charales; Characeae.